Messenger RNA from Paecilomyces variotii, 986 nucleotides. RefSeq lists its product as hypothetical. The transcript has 3 exons. The record is from RefSeq and is a predicted model, not a curated record. The coding region runs from base 185 to 856 and encodes 223 amino acids. Lineage: Eukaryota; Fungi; Ascomycota; Eurotiomycetes; Eurotiales; Thermoascaceae. Gene Ontology annotation, molecular function: metal ion binding.
ACCCCACUACUUCUCCAGGCCAUCUCUGGGAAUGGCAUUGCUCAUUAACACUCGCCUUUCGAUGGCUAGUUGAGCAUAUCUUUGUACAGCAAAUCGUGAGUGCAGUCACCCUCAGACAACGUCUACCUAGAAACCUGCGGAGUUUCGUCACUACACCGUUCUUUCGCGUAUUUCCUCUACUAUCAUGGAUCGGAGCUCUCCAUCAGUGGUGGAUUUGGCACCCAGUUCAUCGCAUCAGCCACCUGCAGAAGGCUCUUCUUCACGUCACUUUCCCCCCAUCAUCAAUUCAUCUCGAGACACAAGCCAAUCAUCAUCACGGUCGACUGAAGCACCACCACGUGGUGCAAAGCGCCGACGGUUAGACGUCUCAGAUCCCUCUACAAGAGCGUCGUCGUCGUCAGCUGCUGCUCCUAUGUUUGUAGGAGACGAUAGCAAUAUAGAAUCUGUCGAUUUGACGGAAGUGGAGGACGAUAACGCUCUGUCUAAGGCUUUAGCCAAGCAGCGCGAAGAUGCAAUCAGAGCUCAGGGUCCUGCAAGGGAUGGGGAGGGGCGGUCCGUUCUGACGGCCUACAAAUGCCCUGUAUGUAUGGACACCCCUGUGGAUGCGACCAGUACGAUCUGUGGCCAUCUUUUCUGUCACAAAUGUAUCAUUGAUACCCUCAAAUUCAGCGAAGAGCAGCGAUCGGACUCAUCUGGUAAAGGGCCACGCGGAAACUGUCCAGUGUGUCGAAAACCACUUACACGCAAUGAUGUGCCGGGGCCAAGGAGAAAUCUGGUGCCACUGACACUCAAGCUAAUGACCAAAAAAAGAGACAACCAUCAGCCACGAGAACCGCAGACUACAGAAAGCAUUUAGCUAUCCAUCCUUCGAGGGGGUUCGUUAUGUACUUAUGGGAAUAUGCGGAGCGGGCGUUCAUGGAUUACAACUUCACAGCGGGCAUAGUCAUGGAUUAGAUACCAAGUUUCUCAAAUAAAAUUAUGGAUAA